AUGGCCAAAGCAUACACAGUUGAGAAGUUUGAUUACCACAUAGCAGAGGUAGAGAAAAUUGAUAAGAGGCUCAAAGAUUACUUAAUGAAUGUUGGCUAUGAAAGAUGGCCCAGAGCAUAUUUCACUGUCAACAGAACAUUGGCGAUGACUUCAAACAUUGCGGAGUCGAUCAAUGCAGCUCUCAAGGCUGCUAGGGAACACCCAGUGACCCCUUCGACGAGUUACUUAUAUUCAGUACUUGACAAGGGUAAGCAGAGAAUGAUGUUCCUAAAAGAUCGAACUUGUAGUUGUAGAAGGUUUCAGUUGGAUGAACUACCAUGUGCACAUGCUUGGGCAGUAUUAAAAUACAAAUACAUUGAUCACAUUGAGUAUUGCUCGAUGUACUACACCACGAAGUACCUAUUGAAGACCUAUGAAAUUCCAAUUUAUCCAAUUCUUGAUGAAAGCACAUGGGAAAUUCCUGCAGAAGUUCUAAAUGAAAAAGUCUUGCCACCAGAUGUGACUAAAACAAUUGGAAGGCCAAGGAAGGGGAGGUGCAAGCCAAUAUCUGAAAGGGAACGAAAAAGGUCGAUUUCAUGUGGACAGUGUGGAGAAGAAGGUCACAACAGGAAAACUUGUAGAAAUAAUCCAAAGAGAGGAUGA
Molecule: messenger RNA, 642 nt
Organism: Nicotiana tabacum (common tobacco)
Lineage: Eukaryota; Viridiplantae; Streptophyta; Magnoliopsida; Solanales; Solanaceae
Molecular function (GO): zinc ion binding; nucleic acid binding
Source: RefSeq, a predicted model, not a curated record